Molecule: messenger RNA, 738 nt
Organism: Trichomonas vaginalis G3
Lineage: Eukaryota; Parabasalia; Trichomonadida; Trichomonadidae
Product: glycine-rich protein family
Exons: 1
Coding region: 1-738 (245 amino acids)
Source: RefSeq, a predicted model, not a curated record
AUGAUCCGAUAUUCAUAUGCUAAUAUUAGCAAACCUGUAAAAUCAAAUACAGUUAAAGUCUCUGAGAAUAAGUACACUUUUGAGUAUCCAUGUGAAAGUACAUUUGAUUGUACAGAUUAUAUCAUCCAUCUUCCUCGUGGCACAUACAAAUUUGAGUUGUAUGGUGCAUCCGGAGGAAGUUCUCAAGGUAAUGUUUCUUCAUAUCGAUUUCCAACUGAUCAAUGUAUCUUAGAUGAAACAGUUCAUAAUGUUGGAGGCAACACUAUCUGUCUUCGAAAACCAAAUGUUGGUGGUGCUGGUGCAUAUAUUAGUGGCAUCAUCACCUUAAACAAAGAUAUUAUUUCAUAUGCCACUAUUGGUGGCAAAGGUCAAUUUAAAUAUAAAAUCCGAAAAAGGCAUGAAGAUGAUUGUUAUUUGAAAAAUAAUAUGAUUGAAGGUGGAUAUGGUGGUGGAGGUUAUGCCUCUAAUUAUUUUUAUUCCGAUUCUGAUUUUGGAUCUGGUUCCGGAGGCGGUCAAACCGCCGUCAAAUUUGAUGUGAAUGAUCUUUGGCACCGAGUUAUUGUGAGCGGUGCUGGCGGCGGAUGCGAUGAUAAUAAUGGAAUUUAUAACAGUGAAAAUGAUGGUGCAGGCGGUGCAGGAGGUGUUGUUGGCCAAGGAUGGUUUUUCAUGAAUAAAUAUAUAUUUGCCCGCGUUAUUUUUAAUAUUGAAUUUGAAAUAAAUUUUGUCAAAAAAUAUUGA